Messenger RNA from Condylostylus longicornis, 1110 nucleotides. RefSeq lists its product as uncharacterized. The record is from RefSeq and is a predicted model, not a curated record. Lineage: Eukaryota; Metazoa; Arthropoda; Insecta; Diptera; Dolichopodidae. The transcript is spliced from 3 exons. Bases 285 to 680 code for a protein of 131 amino acids.
CUUUUUAAAAAUAAAUUUUGAUAUCUCAAUUCUUUAUAAUUUACCAAUAAACAAGUACUCCCGUAUUCCUUUAAUAUGGUCCCUCUAUAUCGCAACUUUCUCUGUAAAAUGUCAAAAACAUAUGAUUCAAUUUUUAUUUUCUAAUUUUUGGAACACCUACAUACAUUUACACGCACAUUUAGUAAAAAAAGUAAACAUGCUCUUUGUUUGUUUACUAAAGAAAUAAACAUGGAACCAAGUUGUUUCUAAAUGGCAAAUUUUUGUUUAAUUUGCAUAGGUUCAAAAUGCUUUUAGAAAAAGCUAUUUAUGCUGGAUUGUGUGGUGCAAUUGGAAGUGUUUUUGGAAAAUACAUAACUUAUUCUUUUGAUACUAUUAUAUGGUCUUAUUUUCUUCAAAUACUUUGUUUAGUAUUAAUGAUACUUUUCAAUACAUUGAAUAUGAGAUUUUUUGUGAACAGCCUCCAGGAAUCGAAUAAUUCUUUAUCGCCUACAGUCACAUCUUUUGCAGCAAAUUUUUUCUUUUCUUUUGCAUUUGGUGUAUUUAUAUUUAAAGAGAAAACAUCGUUUAUAUCUGUUUUGGGGAUUAUUUUGAUCAUUUUUGGAUUAUACUAUUUGUGCGAUACAAAACAUAAAAAUGAAGGAGUUAUUACACAUGAAGGAACCAAAAAUAAAUUGCAUUGACCCCAGUUAGACGCCAAAUUAUUCCUAAAUAUUCAAAAUUUAUCUCACAAUUUUAGAGAUCUAAGAACUUAUCUAAGGCUUAUUUCAAUUAUAAUGUAUUGAUUCUGUAAGAUUAAAAAAAUUUAAACGAAUUAAAUAUAUGUAUGCAUAUGAGAGCUUCUUAACAAAAUUUGUGUUCAUUUUGGUAGUUGGAGCUUCAAUAACUAGAAAAAAAAUUAAUUCAGCAUGUAUUCCAUAAACCGUAAUAUGGUUUCAGCUAAAAAACGAACCACCUCAAAUAUGAAGAGAGAAUACACUACAAUAUCUAAGUUCAAAACAAAUUUACAAGAUGUUCCUAAAGCGAUGUCAGUCUUCGUUAAUUAAAUUAUCGCUUAUAAAUUAAAGUUGACGCAAAUGUUGUUUAUUUCAUAUUUUGAAUAAAUUUAUUCUU